CCGAAAAAGGCAUCAGAGCAAGCAUCAAGCAUCAUGGGCACUCCGGACACCGUCAGCAUGAUUAACCGCAUGUGCACGCCGUUCAACCACCCGGUCCGAGCAGCGUCAAGAGCAGCCGAGCGGCAGACAACUGCUUCGACGGUUAGACUCAGCUAUGGCGGCUCCAUCGUGACCUGGACGUCAGGUGACGACGGCGGCAACGACGGCGACAACGACGACGAAGGUGAAGAUGAACGACUGCCGACGUUCGAAGCGUGCUCGCGUGCCAUCAUGGCUGCUGCCGAGCGAAUGGUGGUGCUAACAGGGCAGCCUCGCAGUCUGGCCGUGGCCAUCGCGUACGACGAGUGUCUGGACAUCGUCACCGCGGCAGUUGAUCACAUGGAUCGGAUCGGAUUGCAAGGCGACCUGUCCGGAAACUUGCUCGAAGUGUAUCAAUCCAUGCACAUCAUCCGUGAGCUGCUGCAACCAAGCCCACCCGUUCGUCGAGCUCUGCGGUUCUGA
Messenger RNA from Phytophthora nicotianae INRA-310, 501 nucleotides. RefSeq lists its product as hypothetical. NCBI's taxonomy places the organism in Eukaryota, Oomycota, Peronosporomycetes, Peronosporales, Peronosporaceae. Bases 34 to 501 code for a protein of 155 amino acids. The transcript has a single exon. The record is from RefSeq and is a predicted model, not a curated record.